Molecule: messenger RNA, 3318 nt
Organism: Halteromyces radiatus
Lineage: Eukaryota; Fungi; Mucoromycota; Mucoromycetes; Mucorales; Cunninghamellaceae
Product: RecF/RecN/SMC
Exons: 24
Biological process (GO): mitotic sister chromatid cohesion
Cellular component (GO): chromosome
Molecular function (GO): cohesin loader activity; double-stranded DNA binding; protein binding
Source: RefSeq, a predicted model, not a curated record
AUUACUAUUCAAGGAUUCAAGUCUUACAAAGACCAAACAACUUUUGAUCCUUUUAGUCCUCAUCAUAAUGUCAUUGUGGGACGCAACGGAUCCGGGAAAAGUAACUUUUUCUCAGCUAUUCGUUUUGUGUUAGGUGAUGCUUAUACAAGUCUUAGCAAAGAAGACCGUCAAGCACUUUUACACGAUGGUGUUGGGGCUGCUACCAUAUCUGCUUAUGUAGAAAUCACUCUAGAUAAUACGGACAAUCGACUACCUAUUGACAAAGCUGAAGUCACAUUACGAAGAAGUAUUGGAUUAUCAUUGGAUGAAUACUCGAUGGAUGGAAAAGCUAUCACGAAAUCCGAUGUCAAAAAUUUGUUUGAAAGUAUUGGUCUUUCUAGUGCAAACCCUUAUUUUGUUGUACCACAAGGAAAAAUAAACGCGUUAACAGUUGCUAAAGAUAAGGAUCGACUAGAACUUCUCAAAGAUAUUGCUGGUACUAGUGUUUAUGAAGAAAAACGAAAAGAAAGUACAAAUGUUAUGCAAGAAACAGACACCAAACGUGCCAAGAUCGGGGAAGUGCUCGAAUACAUACAAGAUCGUCUUAAUCAACUUGAAGAAGAAAAGGAUGAGUUAUCACAGUUCCAAACAGUAGAUCGCGAUCGACGUUCUUUAGAGUACACCAUCUAUGCUCGUGAACAAAGUGACACAAAUGAUAAGCUAGAGGAAUUGGAAAAUACCCGUCGACAGGAUUUGGAAAUUCGUGACUCAAAACGUGAUGAUUACAAUGAUAAUGAAUCCUCUCUUAAUCAAUUGGAAAUCAAAAUGCGGGAUCUUACUCAGUCAAUUCAAGCUCAUGAAAUGGAUAAGAACGAACUACAAGAUGAACUAGAAGAUCUCAUGAAGCUACGAACUCAAUUGGAAUUGCAAAUCAAAGACUUGGAAGACGAUCAACUUUCAGAAUCUGAUCUUAAGGAUAAGAUAGCCACACAAAUAGAUCAACUCAAUAGCGAGAUUAUCAAUAAAGAACAACAUAUAGCUGAAAUCAACCCUCGUUAUCAAGAUCUACUGAAAUCGGACAAAUCUUUAAGAGAACAAUUGGAUACACUCAAGAUUCAAUUGGAAGGUUUAUAUGCCAAACAAGCCCGUCUUUCUCAAUUUGGAAGCCGUAAUGAACGUGAUCAGUGGUUACAAAGUCAAAUCGGGGAACUUUCAUCACUCUUCAAUGAUCUUGAACAAAAAGCUCAAACAUUGAUGGAUGAAAAGGAAGCUGCCAAGGAACAUUUAUUACAGAAAACUCAACAAAUUCAAGACAUUCAAGACAAGGUCACUGAACAACGAUCUACAAAGGAAAAGCUUUUAGAGGAAGAAGCUCAACUCAAACAAGAACGGGAUCAACUAACAGAGUCAAGAAAAACCUUGUGGCGUGAAGAAGCUGGCCUCGAUACUGUUGUUCUCAAUUGCAAAAAUGAAAUCCACAAGGCAGAACGUGCAUUAUCUGGAUCUAUGGACAAGAACACUAGUAUUGGACUUGCUACUAUUAGUCGAAUUACAAAAGAGCACAAUAUUCAAGGUGUCUUUGGACCUUUAUAUGAACUUUUUGAAGUGGAUGAUCGAUUCAAAACUGCUGUUGAAGUAGCUGCUGGAGCAAGUACCAAUGAUGCCAUUCCAUUGAUUGAAAAGCUUCAAUUUGAUCCCAAAUAUCGAAAAGCAUUUGAACAGAUAUUUGCCCGGAUUAUAGUUUGUCCCAACCUUGACGUCGCAGCCAAUUAUGCCAAAUCGCGUGGAUUUACAGUAGUGACUCUGAAUGGUGACCGGGUGGAUGGAAGAGGUGCUUUCUCUGGUGGAUACACUGAUUUUCGACAUUCAAGAUUAGAAUCUGCCAGGACAUUGAAGACUCAACGUGAAGCUUUGGAACAUCAUCUUACUCGUGGAAAAACUAUCAAGACAGAAGUGGAAACAUUAAAUCAACAAGUGACACAAAUAUUGAGUUCACUGCAGCUGGUGGAAACUAAGAAGAAGAAAAUUCAAGUCCAAGAAGCACCUGCAGAAUUGAUCAGCCGAUUAAGAAAGGAAGAAGAUUAUUUCAACAAAAUGAUCCAAUCCAAGGAUGUCUCGUUAGAAGAAGUACAGACAAGUAUCUCUCAUUUGAAGCAACAAAUAGCAAGUUAUGAGUUGGAAUUACAAUCAGAACCUACACAAUCCUUAUCAGUAGAAGAACAGGCGCUUGUAGUUAAUACUCGAUCUAGUAUGGAAGAAAUCCGACAACAACUAUCUCAAAUUAGUGAGGCCAAAAUGACGGUGGAGAAAGAAAUCAAUGGUUUGAAGGAUAUGUUGGAAAAUGAUUUGAAGCGACGAUUGGAUAGAUUACUGAAUAGACGAAACCAUAUCAAUGCCGAUACAUCAUCUGAAGAAUUAACUCAACGAACUAAAGAACACAAGGCAAAAUUGGAGAAACACCUUGAACGUUAUCUAUACCGACGAUCUAUUUUACACCAAAAGAAAGAAGAAUGUAAUGCCAAUAUUCGUGAUUUAGGUGUAUUACCGGAUGAUGCCUACGACAAAUUUACAGGAUUGACAGUGGAAAAGCUACUUCGACGAUUACACAAAGCUAAUGAAAGUUUGAAGAAAUACAGCCAUGUGAACAAGAAGGCAUUUGAACAGUAUACACGGUUUACCAAGCAACGGGAUCAACUUAUCACUCGUAAAUCUGAACUGGACAAUUCUGCCUUGGCCAUCCGUGCAUUGAUUGAUUCUUUGGAUAGAAGAAAGAAUGAAGCUAUUGAACGUACAUUCAAUGAGGUAGCCGCCAACUUUACGGAGGUAUUUGAAACUUUGGUUCCUGCAGGUCAUGGUGAAUUAGUGAUGGAUCGAUUAUUACAAACAGCUGAUGAUGAUGUAAUGGAUAUGGAUGAAAGUAGUACUCCAAAAAUGGUCGAAAGGUAUACUGGUAUUGCCAUCAAGGUGUCAUUCAAUAGUCAGUCAGAUGAAGGGAUGAUUAUGCAACAGCUUUCCGGUGGACAGAAAUCACUUGUAGCCUUGGCACUUAUUUUUGCUAUUCAAAAAUGCGACCCAGCACCGUUUUAUUUAUUUGAUGAAAUCGAUGCUAAUUUAGAUAUGCAAUAUCGUACGGCGGUGGCUGAAAUGAUCCAUUCUCUUUCUAAACAAGCUCAAUUCAUCACUACCACUUUCCGACCUGAACUCUUAGCCGAAGCCGACAAAUUUUAUGGUGUCACAUUCCAAAAUAAGGUGUCACGCAUUCAUGCUAUUGCCAAAGAAUAUGCAUUGGGUUUUGUGGAAGAAGUAAGUCCAAAAAAGGGUAGGGAUGAAAAAGGUUAG